This is a messenger RNA of Cooperia oncophora, 1191 nucleotides long. The record is from the annotation of a GenBank genome assembly. Lineage: Eukaryota; Metazoa; Nematoda; Chromadorea; Rhabditida; Trichostrongylidae.
AUGGUCUUGGCGCUGGAGGAAAAACGAUUGCAAAGUGCCUGCUUGAAGUGCCACAGAAAUGCCUCUAAAGAUGGCCACGAGUUCAAGCUGAAAACAUUCAUUGCUGGAAGAAAUCGUCUGGAGGAUCCUGGAGCUAAAGCAUUAGCAGAAGCUUUCACGGCUCUCUCGAGGAAGUCGUUAUACCGCAAAAUGGUAUUCCGGGCGGCAGGAAUUUGUGCGCUAGCUCGUUCAUUCCAAUCGAAUCCCUCCCUCCGAGUUAUUAACAUCAACGACAAUACAUGUACAGUUGAAGGAGCGUUGGCAUUGGCUGGAGUACUCGAUGAGCUCACCGAACUUGAAGUCCUCGAUCUUGGAGACAGCUUGUGUAGAGAUGAUGGGAUUUUCAGCAUCUGUGAAGCACUUUCAGAGCAUCACUAUAAGCUCAAGUUUGUGGACUUCUCCGGCAACGAGUUGUCUGCAGAAACAGGCGAAGCUGUCAUUGCCCAGUGGAAAGAAGUUUUCCUCGCUGGAGGCCAGAAUGUACAGCUGAAGAUGACAAACAACUGUUUUGGAUCGCAGUUCCACGAUAUCAAGGAGAUGACUGAAAACACUCCAAUCGACCUUGGCGAGAGCGAUGAUGAUGAAGGGACUUUAUCCGAGUGCUCUGAUGAGUAUGUCGAGUCAGAAGGUGAAGAAAUGGAUGGAGGUGGUGGAGACCUUAGCGAUUUGCUGAACAGCAUGGGUGAUAUGAGUUUCACGGAAACUCAAGGCAAAGGAGUUGAUGAUGUCGUGUCGUUUCUAAAUCAGCAGCUGAAGCUCAACACUGCUCAGGACGCUGAGCCCGUUGCUCGACAAAUUGAGCGGCAAGCAUGUAUGAGAACGCUUGAUCUCCGUGGUAACACUCUUGGUAUUGAAUCUGGGAAUCGAAUCGCUGAGGCCAUCAAAAAGCACCCUGAGCUGCAGAGAUGCUUGUGGAGCGAUUUGUUCACAGGUCGUCUGAAAAAUGAAAUACCUCCAAUUUUGAAAUCGCUUUGCUCUGCUAUGAUUUCUGCCAAUUGCCAUAUCACUGAAUUAGAUCUUUCUGACAAUGCAUUUGGUCCUAUUGGAGCUGAAGGUAUACAGGAGUUUCUUACGUCACCCGCUGCGUUUUCGUUAGAGGUGUUGAAGCUCAACAAUAAUGGUCUUGGAGCAGGUGGCAAGGUAGUUACCUAA